CAUUUUUUUAAGUUAUAAAACUAUCGACGAUUUGUCAACUUAUCUUCUCUGAAUGUUGCUUCUGACUUCCAAGUCUGAUGGCCAUGACUCAGGACCACCAAAGCUUCUACAUCCCUCGGUUUUGCCUAACACUGGACCCACACAACUGCGCCAUUAUUACCAUUCCAUCUGGUCUUUACUAUUGUAGUGAAGAAGAAGCGAAGAUCAGCAAGAGGCCAGCCAUGGACUGUAUUUACAAGAACCCAAAUGCCCAUAUAGAGGAUCGUAUCAAAGACCUUCUCUCUCGCAUGACCUUGAAAGAAAAAAUUGGUCAAAUGACUCAGAUUGAGCGUGGAGUCGCCACUUCCGAGGCCCUUAAAGACCUCUCCAUCGGGAGUAUACUCAGCGGCGGAGGGAGUGGACUUGGACCCUUUGAGAAUGCGUUGUCGUCUGAUUGGGCGGAUAUGGUUGACGGGAGUAUACUCAGCGGCGGAGGGAGUGGACUUGGACCCUUUGAGAAUGCGUUGUCGUCUGAUUGGGCGGAUAUGGUUGACGGGUACCAAAAGUCAGCACUUGAGUCCAGGCUUGGGAUUCCGCUCAUUUAUGGGAUUGAUGCUGUUCAUGGUAACAAUAGCAUCUACGGUGCCACUAUAUUUCCUCACAAUAUAGGCCUUGGAGCCACAAGAGAUGGAGAUUUGGCGCGAAGGAUUGGAGCUGCAACAGCUCUUGAAGUUAGGGCAACUGGCAUUCAUUAUACUUUUGCUCCCUGUAUAGCUGUAUGCAAAGAUCCCAGAUGGGGAAGAUGUUAUGAGAGUUAUGGUGAAGACACAGACAUCAUUAGAAUGAUGACUCCCAUUGUCUCAGGAUUACAGGGAGAGCCACCAAAAGGACACCCCAAUGGCUACCCUUUCAUGGCUGGAAGAAACAAUAUUAUUGCAUGUGCCAAGCAUUUUGUUGGAGAUGGAGGUACUAAGAGAGGUAAAAAUGAAGGAGAUACAAUUUUGCCUUAUGAUGAUUUGGAGAAAGUUCAUAUGGCAGCUUUUCUGGACUGUAUUUCACAAGGAGUUUGCACUGUCAUGGCAUCAUAUUCUAGUUGGAAUGGCCGCAAACUGCAUGCUGACCAUUUUCUCCUGACAGAAGUUUUGAAAAAUAAGCUAGGUUUUAAGGGUUUUUUAAUUUCCGAUUCGGAAGGUCUUGACAGACUUUGGAAACCUCAUGGAUCAAACUAUCGCUACUGCAUUUCAUCUGCUAUUAAUGCUGGAAUUGACAUGGUUAUGGUUCCUCUUAGAUUCGAACAAUUUGUGGACGAUUUGACAUUUCUGGUGGAAUCUGACGAGGUACCAAUUUCUCGGAUUGAUGAUGCUGUUGAACGAAUACUGAGAGUGAAGUUUGUUGCUGGUCUUUUUGAGUAUCCCUUCUCUGACAAGUCUUUGCUUGAUACAGUUGGUUGCAAGCUUCACAGAGAACUGGCUCGUGAAGCAGUUCGAAAGUCCUUAGUUCUUCUAAAGAAUGGAAAGAAUCCUGAGAAACCUUUUCUUCCAUUAGACAGAAAUGCUAAAAGAAUUUUUAUUCUUGUCACUGGAACACAUGCUAAUGAUCUUGGCUAUCAAUGUGGAGGAUGGACAAAAACUAAGUGUGGACUUAGCGGCGGUAUUACAGUUGGCACAAGCAUUUUGGAAGCAAUCAAAGAAGCAGUCGGAGACAAAACAGAAGUGAUUUACGAGCAAUAUCCUUCUCCCCAUACCUUAGAAAGACAAGAUUUUUCUUUCGCCAUUGUAGCUUUUGGUGAAGAACCAUAUGCAGAAAAUGGUGGUGAUAACGCGGAACUUGUAAUCCCCGUCAAAGGAAGUGAAGUAAUAAACUCAGUCGCGGAAAGAAUCCCGACGUUGGCAAUUCUGAUAUCUGGAAGACCCUUAACUGUGGAGCCACAGUUGUUGGAAAAAUUAGAAGUUUUUGUUGCUGCUUGGCUUCCUGGAAGUGAAGGAAGGGGAAUUGCAGAUGUUAUCUUCGGAGAUUAUGAUUUCACGGGCCAACUCCCAGUUACAUGGUUUAGAGGAGUUGAACAGCUACCAAUGAAUGCUUAUGAUCCAUUGUUUCCUCUCGAUUUUGGGUUGACAUACAAAUAAGUAGAUGAGUAAUGUUAGGUCCAUAGUUUAAUCUCACAACUUUCGACGUGACAGUUUGUCAUUAGUUAGCUUAUAAAACGGGUUUUGUUUGCUUGUAUGGGUUUCGUCUACCCAUUUGCGAGCUAACCAAUAACGAGUUAUCAUAUCAGGGGUUGUAAGAGGUGACAGUUUGUCAUUUGUCAGCUAGCGAAAUGGGUCCCGUUUACCCAUUUGCGAGUUAACCAAUGACGAGUUGUUAUGUCAGGAGUUGUGAUAAUACGUAGAUUGAUUGUUAUCUGUUUGUUCAAACACGAUUUCCAUGAAUUACAUUGA
Molecule: messenger RNA, 2417 nt
Organism: Pistacia vera
Lineage: Eukaryota; Viridiplantae; Streptophyta; Magnoliopsida; Sapindales; Anacardiaceae
Product: beta-glucosidase BoGH3B-like
Exons: 11
Coding region: 78-2105 (675 amino acids)
Biological process (GO): glucan catabolic process
Molecular function (GO): beta-glucosidase activity
Source: RefSeq, a predicted model, not a curated record